Molecule: messenger RNA, 1089 nt
Organism: Bombyx mori (domestic silkworm)
Lineage: Eukaryota; Metazoa; Arthropoda; Insecta; Lepidoptera; Bombycidae
Product: lysosomal thiol reductase IP30
Exons: 8
Coding region: 298-975 (225 amino acids)
Molecular function (GO): oxidoreductase activity, acting on a sulfur group of donors, disulfide as acceptor
Source: RefSeq, a predicted model, not a curated record
AUCAUUUGUCCGUACCAUUGACGAGACAUUUAUCAGUGCAGUGUCUUAAGAAUCAAUUAAUAUAUUCUAUGUUUAACUUGAAGUGAGUUGUGCUCUGCCUAAAAUAUUAUUGACUAGCGACCCGCCCUCGCUUCGCUUCGGAAGCUAUUAAAAAGGUAAAAAUAGUUUUAAUUUAAUCGGAACCACUCACAGCUCCGUUUAGGUAUUUUUAAUUAGCGAACUCCAAUUGCGUAUUGUGUAAAGUUUUUUUGCACGUACAACAUCCGAUAGAACUUCGCCUUAAAACUGUGAAGUGUUAUGAAAAACUAUUGCUUACUGUGUAUCAAUUAUUUGAAGAAGAACAAGAUGAAGACUCUCCGGCUGGUUUGCUUUCUGAUGCUGCUCUGUUAUGUCGUGGCGAAGAAGAAAACCGAAGACCAUAAAGUCAAAAUAGCGGUCUAUUACGAAUCCCUUUGUCCUGACAGCAAAAAGUUUAUAACGACGCAACUGGCUCCCGUCUGGAGGGACUUCAGAGGACUUGUCAAAGUCAAAAUGGUCCCGUAUGGGAAGAGCACGCACGACAAGGUGGAUGGGAAAUGGUCAUUCAUCUGCCACCACGGCGCUGACGAGUGCUACGGCAACAAGGUGCAAGCUUGCGUCCUGAAGGACCGCAACCUCCAGGACACGGAGAAGAUGGAGAUUGUAAUAUGCCUCAUGAACCAGACCAGCCCCGACAAGUCUUUGGACACGUGCUUAACUCAAGUAGACAAGAUGUCGGAGUCGGAUAAACUGAAAAGAUGCGCAUCCAGUGAACAAGGAGACAAUCUGCUCGCGUCGUACGGUGAUAAAACGGAUGCUGUGAUGAGACCUCUCGCGUUCGUGCCCACCGUUAUUAUUAACGAGAAAUACGACAAAGAUGUCGAAACUCAAGCCUUCGAGAACUUGAAGGCGGUUGUGUGCCGCGUUGCGACCCCGCAGCCGUCGAUCUGCUCGUAAAAUGAAUAGCAUUAAGGCUGAUUUUACACAUUCAACAUUUCUUCACGUACAAAACAAAACAGUGAUACGUAGAGAUUUUGUAUCAACAUAUCAAUAAAAUAUAUAAUUUUCUAA